This is a messenger RNA of Microthlaspi erraticum, 294 nucleotides long. The record is from the annotation of a GenBank genome assembly. Lineage: Eukaryota; Viridiplantae; Streptophyta; Magnoliopsida; Brassicales; Brassicaceae.
AUGUCCAUCGAGGAAGACGCAACGGUGAGAGAGCCAUUGGAUCUGAUUCGGUUGAGUAUCGAAGAGAGAAUCUAUGUUAAGCUCCGAUCGGACCGUGAACUCCGCGGCAAGCUUCACGCUUUUGAUCAGCAUUUGAAUAUGAUUCUGGGUGAUGUGGAAGAGGUUAUAACGACUGUAGAAAUCGACGACGAGACAUACGAAGAGAUUGUUCGGACAACGAAGCGAACGGUGCCGUUUCUGUUUGUGAGAGGAGAUGGAGUGAUAUUGGUGUGUCCGCCGUUGAGGACGACCUGA